AUGGUUGCUGCAAGCUCGAUUCGAGAGAAAGCUGCUGAUCAUAAUCUUAUCCUUGCUGUCAACACAUUUCAUGGCCACGUGCACAAUCACAAGUGCCAGCUGCAACAUCACCCUCUUUACCUUCAUGGAUUUGGGCUCGAGGACUUGGAAACAUGCGAGCGUGUGUUCGCAGCCUCUAAUGCUGCAGCGCCACUUAUAUGUCAUGCUUCGCAUUUCCAUUAUGUUCAGUUCCUGGAGCUUCAUUUCGACCAGUGGGAUAUCAAUAAGUACCUUGAACUUAGCCGGUUUAUUCUGAAUAAUUACAAGCAAGUGCUAACUGUGAUUUCCGACUACACCAAGGAACUCAAAGCUUAUCGCGCAACAUUCCCCGGGGAGGGACUUGAUUUUGAAAGUUGUAUUGCGGAAGAAUUCACUUAUCUGGAAGCCGUGGCCGUAGAGCCUGCACAGGAUGCUACUGCAGUCGAGUAUGUUGAAGUGCUUGAGAAGCUUGAGAAGUGCCAGGCCACUUUUGAAGCUUUGCAUAACAAUCAAUUUGUGUCAUACACGCCCUCUUCAUUCUCGGGCCUUAGUCAAGAUGCUUUGCAUGCGACAAAGCAAGGACAUGCAGCUCGAUGUGCUGCCGAGCAACGCCUGCAAGUCCAGAUACAUGUUGUCGAGGAUAUUGAAGAUCGAAUGAAUCUUGAAGGUCUCAUUGUGCAACUCAUGUUCGAGCUAUCUAAGGCAAAUCUUGCAUCCACAGGCUACAAACUUCGGAAACAGAUCUCCAAAGCCAUUGUGAAGCAUUCUGGUGCGAUCCAAUCAGCACUCGACAAAUACAACAAGCUUGCUCUCUCUCAAAACCCCCAAUGGCCUACCCUUCAAUACAGUGAGGUCAUGUCUUGUGUGGCUCUCGGCGAGUUCGAGAUUCUCAAGUGCUCAUGCCAUGACAUACUUGCAAAGCCAUGGAGCAACGGCAUCCAUUGUGAGAUGUCCAAUAAGUAUUUCAAAAUCAUUUGCGCGCAGGAAGAAAUAACUCAACUGAAUGUUGAAAUACAACGCCUGCAGGCAUGGGUUGACAUGAAGGAUUCUGAUAUUGAAUGGACGGCUACAGAACUCGAUUCGACAGAUACGUGA
Messenger RNA from Suillus clintonianus, 1113 nucleotides. RefSeq lists its product as uncharacterized. Bases 1 to 1113 code for a protein of 370 amino acids. The record is from RefSeq and is a predicted model, not a curated record. NCBI's taxonomy places the organism in Eukaryota, Fungi, Basidiomycota, Agaricomycetes, Boletales, Suillaceae. The transcript is spliced from 5 exons.